UACAGGCACAUGAUGAGCGAGAGGCAACGGAGGGAGAAGCUCAGGCAAGAAUACAGAAUCCUGCACUCCAUGCUCCCCCGCGGAUCCAAGAAUGACAAGGUGUCGAUAGUUCGAGAGGCGGCUCGGCAGCUGAAGAUAUUGAAGAGAAGGAACGAGGAGCUGCAGAGACGGGGCGGCGCAGCCAGCCAUGGGCCGAGAUUUGCGGAUAGAAGGGAGGAGGGUGGGGAAGAAGGGAGAGAGGAGAGGUCAAGCUUAGAGAUUAGAGUGCAGAAACCAGUUUCUGUCAUUGAUGCUGCCAUGAAAGUUGCAGAGUGCUUGAAGGGUAGAAGGCUGAGCGCGAUGGGGUUGAGGGCGGAGAGGAUCGACUCUCGAGAAGUCUCUGUCGUGGUAGACGUUUUAGCUGAGCCUGCAUGCAACGUCGAAGUCUGCUUUUCGUACUUCUUGUUUAGAAGCCACCAAGUGAUCGUGAUCGUCCAUGAGGAAGGCAAGUAGACUGGAUAUAUAGCACAUUCGACUAUUGGCUUCCACAUGUGAUUUGCGCACAUUCGACUAUUGGCUUCCACAUGUGAUUUGCGUGGACAGGACAUGAAAGAAGCCGCGAAAGCAACCAGAAGGCUUCUCGAUCGGCGGCCAUAGAUACAAAGCCGGGCUUGAAGACCUCAACUUUUCCCGGCGAAGCUUUCUUUCUAUUUGUCUUUCGGAGGGAUGAAAGCUCUUCCAAUGAACGGUGCUUGAGGUUCACUCAGGUUUACGUGCAGAAUUGAUCAUCGUCCAGCUGAGUCACUAAUAAACAGUCUGGCCUUUGAAAAAGACCCUUGAUAAUAGAACGAACAUGGGAGGAGGAAGUCUUCAGCGAAAUCUGCAAUAAUAAAUGAUUUGCUCGGGAAAUAAGGAGGAGGUGGA
Nymphaea colorata (pocket water lily) is the source of this 903-nucleotide messenger RNA. RefSeq names its product transcription factor bHLH92. The record is from RefSeq and is a predicted model, not a curated record. The transcript has 5 exons. Bases 10 to 492 code for a protein of 160 amino acids. Gene Ontology annotation, molecular function: protein dimerization activity. Lineage: Eukaryota; Viridiplantae; Streptophyta; Magnoliopsida; Nymphaeales; Nymphaeaceae.